CUCUCUCUCUCCACUCUUUUCAAACGCCCAGACCUUCAAAAAGCCGUGAGUAGAAAUAAAGCAGCAGCUUCUGUAACCAUCAGUUCUUAUCUUUAAUUUCUUCCUCUCCAACCUCAUCCCAAGCCUUCUUCUCUUUCUCAUCUCCUCACCAAAUCCUUUGCUUGCUCUCGAAUCUAAGCUAGAUAUAUAUUGCUUGAUUGGAAUAAUCCAUUCAUGAUCUUAAACAGCCUCGACAUCAUGAAACCGGAUCCGUUCUCCGAAGAGGUGGACAGCGUGCAAGGAAUAGGGAGAAGACGGAAAGACGGUGAGAAAAAGGAAAGGAAGCCUCCGCAGCUUCUACCGCCGCCGCAGCAGGCUGGCGACGGCGCGAGCAUCGAGUUAGCGAAGCGCCCACGUGGACGGCCGCCGGGGUCGAAAAACAGGCCGAAGCCGCCGGUGGUUAUCACAAAGGAGGCGGAGCCGUCAGCCGCGAUGCGGCCGUACGUGCUGGAAAUUCCCGGCGGCCACGAUAUCGUUGACUGCCUCGCGCGUUUCUCUCGCCGGCGUAAGCUGGGAAUAUCCGUGCUUGCGGCGACCGGCGCCGUGGUCAACGUGACGAUACGCCAGCCAGGGGUCGAGGCAGCUAUCGUGUUCCACGGGCGGUUCGAGAUCCUGUCAAUUUCGGCCACGUUCAUGCCUCCGGCGAUAGCCGCGGCAGCAGCGGCGGGGACUGGAAUCACGAUUUCGCUUGCGGGACCGCAGGGGCAAGUAAUCGGAGGGACGGUAGUAGGGACAUUAUUGGCGGCUGGGGUGGUGAUAGUGGUGGCGGCAGCGUUUGCGAAUCCGACAUUUCACCGGCUGCCGGAGGAGGAAGAGUUAUCGGUAUCAGUUUCGGUUUCGGGGAACGAUGCGACGGCUGAAGUAGCCGCCCAGCCGCAGUAUCAUGAAGACGAGCAUCAGCGUUUCUUUCACCAUUUUCAUCUACAACAGCCGCAUUCGUCGCCGUCUCCGCCACACCCGCCUGCUGCAGCGGCGGAGUCGGGUGGCAUGGCGAUGUAUGGUUCACACUUCUCACAGGACAUUGUAUGGCCACCUGGUGGCCGCCCGUCGCAUCCGCCUUACUGAUUUAAACCUUCCCGAUAUUGACAUGGUUAUAUUCUCGCCUGCAACUGCUUUCUUUCUCUCUGGCUCUCAAAUCUUCAGUCUUUUUAUCUCUUUUUUUUUCCUUUAGCAGAGUAGUUGUAGAUCAUUUUUUCUUUACCUCUCGUUCUCUAUCUCUUUCUGAAAUAUCUUUUGUUCUUCUUCUAUUUAUGUCGAAUUAUCCCAAAUCUUUUUUUUUUCAAAUCUGCACUGAGUUGGACUCCAAGUGCUGAUACUGCAUCAUGAAAUUUUGUUUUAAACCAAGUGAUGGGUUACUGGUUCUGUUAUUUAUUGUUUGUAUCUUAUUAUCUAGUAAUUUUGGUAAUUUUUUUUUUUA
Dendrobium catenatum is the source of this 1456-nucleotide messenger RNA. Its product is annotated as AT-hook motif nuclear-localized protein 17. Gene Ontology annotation, cellular component: nucleus. Gene Ontology annotation, molecular function: minor groove of adenine-thymine-rich DNA binding; DNA-binding transcription factor activity. The coding region runs from base 214 to 1104 and encodes 296 amino acids. NCBI's taxonomy places the organism in Eukaryota, Viridiplantae, Streptophyta, Magnoliopsida, Asparagales, Orchidaceae. The record is from RefSeq and is a predicted model, not a curated record. The transcript has a single exon.